UCUGCCUUCAUACCGGAUUUGUUUUACCUUUUCCUUUGGCGUAAGCUACAUACUUUGGGCAUUGAUCCGUUGGGUUGCAUGUUCAAUUAUUUUAUGGGCGUUUUAUGUAGUUUAGUUGGUAUAGGUCUUAUAUUGGUAAUGCUACUCUUCUGUGGACACUAUACACAAUUCAUAUUGGUUGCAGCUGGUGCUUUCAGUGUUUGCUCUGGUGUAUUUCAUUUGAUGAAUGCAUUUAUGUGCCAUAAAAUGUUGCCCAAAUCUGAGAG
Messenger RNA from Rhagoletis zephyria (snowberry fruit fly), 266 nucleotides. RefSeq lists its product as uncharacterized. NCBI's taxonomy places the organism in Eukaryota, Metazoa, Arthropoda, Insecta, Diptera, Tephritidae. The record is from RefSeq and is a predicted model, not a curated record.